UGCAGUUCCCCAGUGUGCACUCUGGGCGCCGCUGUUGGCCAAAGACCAGAGCUCGGCGCUCGCCUUCUCCUCGCGCAGCCGCACCGCGCUUACCAGGGCCGCCCUCUCACCCUCGCCAGGGCGAGCCCUUAGACCGCUUCCUACUGGAAAAGAGAAGAAACUUUCCCUGGACUGGGACUGAGAACUAAAGCCCAUCCGGAACCCCGCGUGUCUGCGAUACAGUGCUUAUUCGUGAGCCCGCGUCUCCAGGCCGGUGAGCAAGCUGAGGGAGCAGGAGGGAUGGGGAGCGGCGCUGUGCAGAGGGGCAGGGCUGAGAGGCGGCCAGUGUUCUUUCCCUUGCUGCUGUCUUUGUUCAGCCCGGCGCUCUCGGAGCAGAUCCGCUACAGGAUCCCUGAGGAAAUGGCCAAGGGCUCGGUGGUGGGGAACCUGGCCAAGGACCUGGGCUUCAGCGUCCAGGAGUUACCGACUCGGAAGCUGCGCGUCAGUUCGGAGAAACCUUACUUCUCAGUGAGCGCAGAGAGCGGGGAGCUGCUUGUGAGCAGUAGGCUAGACAGGGAGCAGAUAUGUGGGAAGAGGCCUGCGUGUGUCCUGGAAUUUGAGGCUGUUGCUGAAGACCCGUUGAACUUUUAUCAUGUGAGUGUGGAGAUCGAGGACGUUAAUGACCACUCCCCAAAAUUCACGCAAACUUCCUUUGAGCUGCAAAUAAGCGAGUCCACCAAGCCCGGUGCACGAUUUAUCCUAGGAUCUGCCCAUGAUGCAGAUAUUGGUACCAACGCCCUACAAAAUUACGAACUCAGUCCCAAUGAUCAUUUCUCACUCACGAAUAAAGAGAAAGCAGAUGGUAGUAAAUACCCCGAAAUGAUACUGAAGAUUCCUUUAGACCGGGAAAAACAGAGCUUCUACCACUUGGCCUUGACUGCCUUUGACUUUGGGGAUCCACCCCUCAGCAGCACUGCACAGAUACAGGUCCUAGUGACAGAUGCCAAUGAUAAUUCUCCCGUAUUCAGUCAAGACAUAUACAGAGUAAGCCUUCCGGAAAGCCUGUGCCCAGGAAGCACCGUGCUCCGAGUGACUGCCACCGACCAGGAUGAGGGAGUCAAUGCUGAGAUUACAUUCUCUUUCAGUGAAACGGGCCAGGUCAGCCCGUUUGACCUGAAUUCUAACACUGGGGAAAUUACUACUCUAAACACAUUAGAUUUUGAAGAAUUAAAAGAAUAUUCCAUUGUUUUGGAAGCAAGGGAUGGUGGAGGAAUGAUUGCACAAUGUACAGUGGAGAUAGAAAUCCUAGAUGAAAAUGACAACAUCCCACAAGUGAUAAUCCAGUCUCUACCCGACCUAAUUAUGGAAGACACUGAGCUAGGAACACACAUUGCUUUGCUUAAAAUCCGUGACAAGGAUUCUGGUCACAAUGGAGAAGUUACCUGUAAAUUAGAAGGUGAGGUUCCAUUUAAAAUACUCACUUCUUCAAGAAACACAUAUAAAUUAGUGACUGAUGGGGUUCUAGACCGGGAAGAGAACUCGGAGUACAACAUCACCAUAACAGCCACAGACAGAGGUAACCCACCUCUCUCCUCCAGCUCCAGUGUCACCCUGCACAUUGGUGAUGUCAACGACAAUGCACCCGUUUUCCACCAGGCCUCCUACAUGGUCCAUGUGGCUGAGAACAACCCUCCUGGUGUCUCCAUCGCGCAAGUCAGUGCCUGGGACCCUGACUCGGGACCCAACGGCCAGGUCUCCUACUCCAUCGUGGCCAGCGACCUGGAGCCUAGAGCGCUGCUGUCCUACGUGUCCGUGAGCCCGCAGAGCGGGGUGGUGUUCGCGCAGCGCGCCUUCGACCACGAGCAGCUGCGCGCCUUCGAGCUGACGCUGCAGGCCCGCGACCAGGGCUCGCCCGCGCUCAGCGCCAACGUGAUUCCCCAUAUAUUAUUUCUAGCUUUGUUUCCUCAAACUUCUACUAGUCUAAGGUCAGCAGAGCCCUCCUAA
Fukomys damarensis (Damara mole-rat) is the source of this 1983-nucleotide messenger RNA. RefSeq names its product protocadherin gamma-B4. The transcript has a single exon. Gene Ontology annotation, molecular function: calcium ion binding. NCBI's taxonomy places the organism in Eukaryota, Metazoa, Chordata, Mammalia, Rodentia, Bathyergidae. Gene Ontology annotation, biological process: homophilic cell-cell adhesion. Gene Ontology annotation, cellular component: plasma membrane. The coding region runs from base 280 to 1983 and encodes 567 amino acids. The record is from RefSeq and is a predicted model, not a curated record.